AGUUGUUGCGCCUAAUUGUUCGCGUACAAAGUGCAAGAGCCUGAAGAAACUUUUUUUGAGGUACUCGAACAAGGAACGAUCAUUCCCGGCCGCGACAUUGCAGGCUACGUACGUUUCAUCUUGUCAUGACGCUAAUCUGGCUGCUGCUGCUUGCCGCAGCUUCUGCAGCAACAUUUGCAAUGUCGCAAGAUUGCAGCCAAGGUGCUUGGGAAGAAUACAAAGAAAAGUUCCACAAAAGCUAUUCUUCCGAAGAUGAGGACAGCUUUAGGUUCGACAUUUUUUGCAAGAAUGUAAAGAUGAUCGAAGAGCAUAACGCAAAGUAUAACAGGGGCGAGGUCUCAUACAGCAUGGGACUGAACCAAUUUUCAGACAUGACUCAGGAGGAGUAUGAGCACAGCUCGUAAAGUUUCGAUGUCACCCGAUCGCCUAAGUCCACAACGGCGGAAGGAUAUGUAGGAGGCAGUGCAAGACAUCUCGGGAGCAAACAUAAUUGCUGGCUGAAAAAUAAAAACUACGAGUUGUGCGUUAAACCUUACGUGCACGC
This is a messenger RNA of Dermacentor silvarum, 544 nucleotides long. RefSeq names its product digestive cysteine proteinase 1-like. The record is from RefSeq and is a predicted model, not a curated record. The coding region runs from base 126 to 404 and encodes 92 amino acids. The transcript has 3 exons. NCBI's taxonomy places the organism in Eukaryota, Metazoa, Arthropoda, Arachnida, Ixodida, Ixodidae.